Paramecium sonneborni is the source of this 660-nucleotide messenger RNA. Lineage: Eukaryota; Ciliophora; Oligohymenophorea; Peniculida; Parameciidae. The record is from the annotation of a GenBank genome assembly.
AUGCUUUUGAUAGGGUCAAAAAUCAAAACAAAUGAGUUAACUGCUAAUUAAUAAUUGAAUUGUUAAUAGUCAAGAUAAGUCACAAAAGAUUGUAAAUCUUCUCACUAAUUACAUCGGCGAUAUUCAACAAAUAGUGCUAUCUAUUAAGAAGUUUUCAAGAAUGAAAAUAAUUAUUCAAAAUAGAUCAAAAGCUUAUUACAUACUAGAUUUUAUAAUUUGCAUUAACUAUUCAAAAGGAAACAAUAUAUUCCUGUUAAUAUUAAGUAAGUCAAUAAGCCUUUUGAGAAUGUAGUGACAAACUAAUUUUCAACUACAUAAUCAUAUUUAGGUUAAAAGAAAAAAAAGCUUAACACAAGAGAAUGGCAUAAAGUUAAUUAUGAUAAGUUUAGAUACUUAAGUAGAGAAGGAAGUAUUGAAAAAUUAGUUACAACGAAUCGAAAUUAAAAUAUACAACCUUGUUUGCAAAUUUCAUAGAUAAAUAAACAAUAGAGAUCGGUAUCUCAAAUGAAUAAUUAAAGAACUGAAUCAUAUAAUUAUUUAAAUAACGAAAGAUGUAAAAGCAAAAGAAGUAAUUCAUUAUAAAAAGAAAAUCUUAUUAUAUUUUUAAUUGAUGAAAAUUAACACAACUAAAAACAGGACAGAAUUGCUUAGAUUAUAUGA